GUGACGCCCACGUGCGACACACCACCGUGACAUCAGCCGACAGAUGGACAGUGUGGCGGGAUUGUCAGAAAGGAUUGGGCCUCGCUACGCGCAUUGGCCAGGAGUCAGCGUGUUGACAGGUUGUUGAGGAGGACGCCGGGGAGAAGACGAAGGAAGCGGAAUCCGGACCUGGGCCACAUACCAUUGAUGGAGGACAGAUGGACAGCUGGCUGGCCAGUCACCUCUCCUCCUAAGCCUUCGGAGAGUGGUCCUUUGUCCCUUGCUGGACACAUAUCCAGGAUCCUUACACCCACCCUGAGUACACUCUGCGUAGAAACGUGAAGUCUGACCACAGUGUGCCACGGGACACAUCUGCUGCAUGUGACAGAUCCGUAGCCAUGAGCGCCGAGGGCUACCAGUACCGGGCGCUCUAUGAGUACAAAAAGGAGCGGGAGGAAGACAUUGACUUGCACUUGGGCGACAUCCUGACUGUGAACAAGGGCUCCUUAGUGGCCCUUGGAUUCAGCGAAGGACAGGAAGCUCGGCCCGAAGAAAUUGGCUGGUUGAAUGGCUAUAAUGAAACCACUGGGGAGCGAGGGGACUUCCCAGGAACUUAUGUAGAAUAUAUCGGGAGGAAAAAAAUCUCACCACCAACACCAAAGCCCCGGCCACCUCGACCCCUUCCUGUAGCCCCAGGUUCUUCGAAAGCUGAAGCAGACAGCGAGCAGCAAGCUUUGUCGAUUCCAGAUCUGGCUGAGCAGUUCGCCCCUCCAGACAUCGCGCCCCCCCUUCUCAUCAAGCUAGUGGAAGCCAUUGAAAAGAAAGGUCUGGAAUCUUCGACUCUCUACAGAACCCAGAGCACCAGCAACCCAGCAGAGCUACGACAGCUUCUUGACUGUGAUGCCGGCUCCGUGGACCUGGACAUGAUCGAUGUGCAAGUCUUAGCAGAUGCUUUCAAGCGCUAUCUCCUGGACUUGCCCAACCCUGUCAUUCCGGGAGCCGUUUACAAUGAACUGGUUUCUUUAGCCCAAGAAGUACAAAGCUCCGAAGAGUACAUCCAGCUGUUGAAGAAGCUCAUACGGUCACCGAACAUACCUCAUCAGUAUUGGCUUACACUUCAGUAUUUGCUAAAACAUUUCUUCAAGCUCUCCCAGGCCUAUAGCAAAAAUCUUCUGAAUGCACGAGUACUUGCCGAACUUUUCAGCCCUCUGCUGUUCAGAUUCCCAGCAGCCAGCCCUGAGAAUACUGAAUCCCUCAUAAAAGUUAUAGAAAUUUUAAUCUCAACUGAAUGGAAUGAACGACAGCCUGCACCAGCACUGCCUCCCAAACCGCCCAAACCCACUCCUGUAGCCAACAACGGUAUGAAUAACAAUAUGUCCUUACAAGAUGCUGAAUGGUACUGGGGAGACAUCUCCAGGGAAGAAGUGAAUGAGAAACUUCGAGACACAGCUGACGGGACCUUUUUGGUACGAGACGCAUCUACUAAAAUGCAUGGUGAUUAUACUCUCACACUAAGAAAAGGAGGAAAUAAUAAAUUAAUCAAAAUAUUUCACCGAGAUGGGAAAUAUGGCUUCUCUGACCCGUUAACCUUCAACUCUGUGGUUGAGCUAAUAAACCACUACCGGAAUGAAUCUCUAGCGCAGUAUAAUCCCAAGCUGGAUGUGAAAUUGCUCUACCCAGUAUCCAAGUACCAACAGGAUCAAGUUGUCAAAGAGGAUAAUAUUGAAGCCGUAGGGAAGAAGUUACAUGAAUAUAACACUCAAUUUCAAGAAAAAAGUCGGGAAUAUGAUAGAUUAUAUGAGGAUUAUACCCGCACUUCCCAGGAAAUCCAAAUGAAAAGAACAGCUAUUGAAGCAUUUAAUGAAACUAUAAAAAUAUUUGAAGAACAGUGCCAAACCCAGGAGCGGUACAGCAAAGAAUCCAUAGAAAAAUUUAAACGUGAAGGCAAUGAGAAAGAAAUACAAAGGAUUAUGCAUAAUUAUGAAAAGUUGAAGUCUCGAAUCAGUGAGAUUGUUGACAGUAGAAGAAGGUUGGAGGAAGAUUUGAAGAAGCAGGCAGCCGAGUACCGGGAGAUUGACAAACGCAUGAACAGCAUCAAGCCAGACCUCAUUCAGCUGCGAAAGACCCGAGACCAAUACCUGAUGUGGUUGACUCAGAAAGGUGUCCGGCAGAAGAAGCUGAAUGAGUGGCUGGGCAAUGAAAACACUGAAGACCAAUAUUCGCUGGUGGAGGAUGAUGAGGACCUGCCCCACCAUGACGAGAAGACAUGGAAUGUUGGAAGCAGCAACCGAAACAAAGCUGAAAACCUUUUACGAGGGAAGCGAGACGGCACUUUCCUGGUCCGGGAAAGCAGCAAGCAGGGCUGUUAUGCCUGCUCUGUGGUGGUGGACGGCGAAGUCAAGCACUGUGUCAUCAACAAGACGGCGACAGGCUACGGCUUUGCGGAGCCCUAUAACCUGUACGGCUCCCUGAAAGAACUGGUGCUCCAUUACCAACACACCUCCCUCGUGCAGCACAACGACUCCCUAAACGUCACACUAGCCUACCCAGUAUAUGCACAGCAGAGGCGAUGAAGUGCUGGCCCUCAGAUCCUUCUCCUGAAGUUGAACCACCCUGAAACCUCUGGAAGCACAGGGCUCCUUCUCCAGCCUGACCUGUGAAUUGAGCUGAGGAAACCCACGCCGUCUGCCUUCAGAUGAGACUCGCGCUUUCUCCGGUCUAAAGCCGUCAGGGAAGAUCUGCGGCCAAGUGAGCGCUGGGCCAGGGCCUGCAGACCACCGUUUCUAACCUGGAGUGCUUAUCCUCCUUCCUUUCUCUUUUUUUUUUUUUUUUUUUUGAGGGAGGGGGGUUAAUUUAAAGCCACAACCACACCAAGAGAAAAAGAAAUGCAAAAAUCUCUGCGUGCAGGGACAAAGAGGCCUUUAACCAUGGUGCUUGUUAAAUGCUUUCUGAAGCUUUUACCAGCUCAGAGUUGGGAGCCUGGAGGGUGAGACAGGCUCUGGCCUGAGGUCACUCGGUCCAGCCUGGUUUAGCCUGGGGGUUGCACGGUGGACUCAGACACAUCGCACUGUGGAUUAUUUCCUUUUUCUAACACAAGAACGACAUGUAGCAAAAAGGCACUUCUGCUCUUGAGGGACCCUGGGGGAAACGUCAGCGCUUGGCCGUUCAGAGGGAAGCUGUGGUAGCAAGUGUUUUGUUCAAACUUUUCAAAAAACCGCCACCCACCAACAGAAAAGUGGAACUUGGAAAACAGGACUUAAAAUGACAUUCAGUAUAUAAAAUAUGUACAUAAUAUUGGAUGACUAUCAAAUAGAUGGAUUUGUAUCAAUACCAAAUAGCUUCUGUUUUGUUUUUCGCUGAAGGCUAAAUUCACAGUGCUAUGCAAUUCCUAAUUUUCGUUCCAUUGUUUUAAAUGUACCUUCAGAAUAAGCUUUCCCCACCCCAAUUUUUGUUGCUUGAAAAUAUUGUUGUCCCUGAAUUUUUGUUAAUAUUUGUUUUGUUUUUUUUUUUUUAAGAAAAAAUGUACAGGAUGCCAGUUUAAAAAAAUGGCUUCAUAAUUAAAACUAUGAAAUAUUUUACAGUUUUUUCUUGUACAGAGUACUUGGCUGUUAGUCCAAGGUUAAAAAGUUCAUAACAGAUUUUUUUUUUUGGACUUAAAUGUUUUGUUGGGCAGUGCCUAAUAAGCUUCAAAGCUGCUUUAUUCAAUAAAAGAGAGAAAGAUAUAUGGA
Molecule: messenger RNA, 3707 nt
Organism: Sorex fumeus (smoky shrew)
Lineage: Eukaryota; Metazoa; Chordata; Mammalia; Eulipotyphla; Soricidae
Gene: PIK3R1
Product: phosphoinositide-3-kinase regulatory subunit 1
Exons: 15
Coding region: 378-2552 (724 amino acids)
Biological process (GO): insulin receptor signaling pathway; phosphatidylinositol phosphate biosynthetic process
Cellular component (GO): phosphatidylinositol 3-kinase complex
Molecular function (GO): 1-phosphatidylinositol-3-kinase regulator activity; protein binding
Source: RefSeq, a predicted model, not a curated record